AGUAUUCAUGAAUAAGAACUAAUUCAUCGAGAUUUACAUAUUGGUAAUAUACUUAGUUUUUUAUCUUAAGUUACGGUAACUGAUAUGGGAUUAUGUAAACCUGCAGAUUAUAAUGUAUCGGAAAAUCCAAAAAUCAGUAUAUAUGGUGUUUUACCUUAUAUUGCUCCUGAAGUUUUAAGAGGACAAAAUUAUAUUAAAGCUGCUGAUAUUUAUAGUUUUGGUAUAAUUAUGUAUGAGGUAAUUUCUGGACUACCUCCAUACCAUGAUGUAAGCCAUGACAAAAAUUUAGCAAUAAAAAUUUGUCAAGGACUUAGAUCAAGAUUUAGUAAUAUUAAAGUACCCCAAUUGAUUGUGAAUUUAGUCAAAAGAUGCUUGGAUGCAAAUCCAAUAAAUCGACCGGAAGCAGUAGAAAUUCGAGAUAUCUUAUGGCAAUGGUGGAUUGGUGAUGAAGAAUUACAAAAACAAUUUAAACAAAUUGAAGAAUCAGAAAAAAUCAAUACUAGUCUACCAGCUAGCAGUAUACCUUUGACAAGUUUAUCAUAUGAAACUCAUUCAGAAGCUGUUUAUACAAGUAGAUUACUUAAUUUUAAUAAUCUUCCUGAACCAAAAAAUUCUGAUGAUUAUUACAAUGAACAAAAUGACAAUAUAAUUAGUGAAAAAUUUUCAGAAUCUUUACAAAUUGAUAUUUCUCAAUUGAAAAUUAAUGAAAUUUAAUAAAGAUGGUUAAAAUAGUAAAUCUAAAGGUUAAAAAAAUAUAUUUUGAGAGAUGAUUUUAAUCAGACUAUUUAGAUUGAAAGUAAUAUUUUGCGUAGUUCGUGAAUCGUGAUAUGUUAUCGUGAGCAACUUUUUUUUUUUGUUUUAAAUUUUUUACAAAUUUCUAUUUAUUAUUGUAUUUAAAUUUUUUAUUAAAUAAAAUUUUCGAUCAUAUAUAAUCAUGUUAUUAAUUUAAAUAUCAAGUAGCG
Molecule: messenger RNA, 962 nt
Organism: Rhizophagus irregularis DAOM 181602=DAOM 197198
Lineage: Eukaryota; Fungi; Glomeromycota; Glomeromycetes; Glomerales; Glomeraceae
Source: RefSeq, a predicted model, not a curated record